This is a messenger RNA of Tripterygium wilfordii, 4014 nucleotides long. RefSeq lists its product as uncharacterized. The transcript has 6 exons. Lineage: Eukaryota; Viridiplantae; Streptophyta; Magnoliopsida; Celastrales; Celastraceae. The record is from RefSeq and is a predicted model, not a curated record. Gene Ontology annotation, molecular function: zinc ion binding. The coding region runs from base 2548 to 3735 and encodes 395 amino acids.
GUUUAACGCUUUUGCAUAUUCUCCUCCCCACCUCCGGCCAGCUGCUUCCGGAGACAUUCCGGCUAGUCUUCCGGCCGGCAAGGUUCAAGUGUGGGUUUUGAAUCAACUCUAGAGAAAGUUUGAUUUCUUGAAUUGAAGACACUAACAAGCUUCAAGGUAAGUGUUAUUAAUUUUAAUUGUUCUAUUUAAGGUUGGGUUGGCAUGAGAAAUAAUAUAUGGUGGGAUUAGAUUGUUUAACCUUUGAAUUUAAGGUAGAAUGUGGAUUUCUAAGAAAUGGGUUGAAUUUUAGAGUAUGGAAUGUGAGACUUGAGUGAUUGGUGAAUAUGGAAAUUUAAUGAAUUUUAUUUCAUUGAAUAGGUUAGUGAAUUUACGUGGAGUAUACGUUGCAUUUGUGGUAAGAAUUUGCAGUUUGCUUUGAGGUAGGGAAUUUUCUCCAUUUUUGUUGAAUUCUUCAGGUUUCAUAAAAAUAUCUUGAAUUUCCUCUUUUUUGAUAUCUUAUCAUUAUUUGGUUGAUAAAUUCAUUUGGGCUACUCUUUGUUUGUUCCAAAGAGGGCCAAGCCCCUAUUUUAUCCAUGUUAUUUGUCAAUUCUACAUUCGAUUAGUCUUUGUAUAUUAAACCUUGAAAAUGUCAAGUUUGAUUGACAUGUUUAAAAUGUUCUCCAUGAAACUUGUGUGUAUGUGGACAUUGCACUCUUUUGUAUAUUAUUAGUUGCAUGGUGGAUCACCGAGUAUGGACUUGGGUGGUUCACGUUAGGUGUUGGUGGAUUGGAGAUUGCUAUGGUUUUUGGGCAAAGAGGGUGCUCCGUGAGAUCGGGACUCUUGUGUCGGAUAUAUGAGAUUGCCAGGUACUAGAGAACUGUGUGGCGGCUCUAGUGUGGCUUUAUGUGAUCGACUCGGUACUAGAGAAUUGUGUGGCGGCUCUAGUGGGGUCUCAUGAGAUUGCCAGGUACUAGAGAACUGUGUGGUGGCUCUAGUGUGGCUUUAUGUGAUCGACUCGGUACUAGAGAACUGCGUGGCGGCUCUAGUGGGGUCUUAUGAGAUUGUCAGGUACUAGAGAACUGCGUGGUGGCUCUAGUGUGGCAUUAUGAGAUUGACAUGGUAACAUUGUGAUAAUGAUUGAGGAGUCAUUGGAGGUGAGUUUGGAGGUUCGGAUGGGUGAUCGGGUGAGUUGUUUUUGAUGUCGGUACUAUUGAUCAGCAGAAGGGGACGUGACCGUGGUGGCCUGGACGAGUGAUUAGCUUAUGUGUUGGACUUUGGAUGUCCUCUGUUAGUUUGAGAUUAUACAUAUACAUAUACAUAUAUAUAUAUAUAUAUAUAUAUAUAUUAUGAGAUUGUUGCAGAAUAUUGGAACUCCUGUGUCUGGUAGCAUGGUUGUGGCAGUGGACCCUGAGGGUCUUGAUUAGAUUGAUUCUGAUUGUUGUUGGAUAUUAUUAGAUUAUUAUGAACUGGUUGGGUUUUCUGUAUAUGUGCAGAAUGACAUUCUCCAAUUUAUGGGGAGAUGCUGCCCAAUUUUCUGCUCGAGUUUCUCUCAACUCUAUUGGAGUUGUGUGGGAUUAGUAGUGUCGUGGUGUCAUUUGUCUUCUUCUUUUCUUCUCCUCACGCUCCGAGGGUCGGGGUGUGACAGGAAUGGUGUUCACUGAUCUCAAACAGUUUAAGGAUGCUAUCAAUAGCUAUGCAGUUGAUGGUGGGUACCAGAUUCAGUUAAAGAAGAAUGAGAAAGCUAGGUGUCAAGCAAAGUAUGAAAAAGGAUGCCCGUGGAUGAUAUGGUGUUCCCAAAUCAAUGGGGAGAAGACUUUCCAAAUCAUAUGUGUAAUCGGAGACUUGAAAAUAAACAAGCCAAUAGCACAUGGCUAGCAAUGAGAUUGGUAGACAAAAUACGUGGGGAACCAAAGGUGAGUGCAGGAGAUUUGGUGAUAUAUGUAAAGGAACAAAUGUCUUUGGCAAUUUCAAGGACACAUGCAUAUAGAGCUAAGAAGAAAGCAUUGGAUUUAAUAGAUGGGAAGCAUAAAAAACAAUAUGCAAAAUUGAGAAGUUACAUGUCGGAGGUUCUGAGGACCAACAUUGGUAGCACAUGCAAUCUUAUUGUGGAUAGGAAUAGACCUGAGGACCCUGCAGUGUUCAAGCGGGUAUAUAUGUGCUUAGCCCCUUUGUGACAGGGGUUCCUUGCAGGAUGCAGGCCUUUAAUUGGUCUAGACGGUUGUUUUUUAAAAACUGUUUAUGAUGGUUAAUUACAGACAUCAGUGGCACAAGACGGUGCUAAUGGAAUUUUCCCCAUAGCAUGGGCGGUUGUCGAAAGAGAGAAUGGGGAUUCAUGGGAUUGGUUCUUAAGAAAGUUAUUGAUGGAUAUUGGUGGGUUUGAUAGGAGAAGAUGGUGAUUCAUUUCCGAUAGGCAGAAGGGUUUGGUGUCAACCAUUAACAAACUUGAAAGUGAAAUGCAACAAGGAAUUGAACAUAGAUUUUGUACGUCAUAUUUAUGCGAACUUCAGCAAGAAUUGGCUUGGUGUAAAAUUUCGCAAAUUGGUAUAUGAUUGUGCGAAGGCUACUACAAUGCAAGAGUUUCAAUCACAAAUGCAGAAGGCUAAAGAAAUAGAUGAGGAUGCAUGGAAGUAUUUGGAUGACAUCCUUCCAUGUUUGUGGACUAGGGCAGCCUUCUCCACAUUCAGCAAGAAUGAUGUUAUUGUGAAUAACAUGUCAGAGAGCUUCAAUGGUAAGAUAUUGCAAAUAAGAGGUAAACCAAUCAUUUCCGUGUUAGAGGACUUAAGAGCCGAUGUAAUGGAUAGGCAUAUUAGACUGCGGAUAAAUAUGGAAAGGAGAGAAGGAAAACUCAUGCCAGAAGUACGUGAUAGAUUAAUUAAAGAGUUCAAGAAAAGCAUAUUUUGGACAGCAAAAUGGUCAGGAGAUUCUGAGCAAUCAGUGUUUCAAGUGAGCAAAAAAACAGAGCAAUACAUAGUCAAUGUGAAUCAAGCAUCAUGUACAUGUAGGAGAUGGGACUUAUCUGGCAUACCAUGCACUCAUGCGGUGGCCGCAAUUGGAUGGCUUCACAAAGAUCCAUCAGACUAUGUCCUUCAAGCGUAUACGAGGGAAACGUAUUUGAGGGUAUACCAACACAAUAUGGAGCCAACCAAUGGUGAGAAUUUAUGGGUUGCCACUGGUGGUGAUACCAUCAUACCACCCCCGAUGAAUAUAGUUGUUGGAAGACCAACAAAGAAGAGAAGGAGAGAACAUGAUGAGCCUAAAUCAAGCAGUAGAUUGAGGCGCAUGUAUCCCAAAAUAAAAUGUGGCAAGUGUGGAGGAUUAGGGCACAACAAAAGAGGAUGUAAGAAUCCUCUUCAAUCUCAGGCAUCCAACAUGAAUGUUAAUGUGGAGGAUGAAUCUGUAGCUGGUCGAGGAGCUGCUGUGAGUAGGGGUGGUCGUAGGGGUGCUCAUACUGAGAGUGCAGCCGGGGGAGUUGAUACAAAUAGAGUUGCUGGAAGCAGUACAUUGAGGUCAAAGAUGCCUGUCAAAAGGCCUUUGAUGCAAGGAGGUGGAAGUAGGGGUGGAAGUGGAGUGUCUGAGAGCAUUCCAGUGCCAAUUGAGGUAACUUUUGAUCAUUCAAGCACUCCUGGGAAGCGAACAAAAUCAAGUGCAAGAAGAAUGCCAAAUAUAGUCUCGACAAUUCAACAUGCAACGUCUAGUGCCAGGUAUAAUGCAAUGUUGAAUGCAACCCAAGAGUCCGUGGCCAAUGCAAGGAAGUAGUCAUGUUAUUACUAUUUUGGUAUUGAUAAAUAGGUUAGUAUAUAGUAGUAGCUUUUGGAUAUAAGAUAGGAUUGCAUCUGGUAGGUUUUGUUUCAAAAGUUCUUGGUUUCACUGUCAUUUUGGACAAUCUGUAAUGGUUGAUGAACUGCUGCAAAAUUCCAUGUGCAGAACAUGUUUUCUUUUGGUUUUGGAACAAAUAUGGACUUUUAGUGACUAAUUUGGUACAAUCUGAACCUUUAUUUUGAUAAAUUAUAAUGAAACGUACUACAGUUUCGUGUC